AUGUGUUUUGUUUCUUUUGUCUUACAGAAGGAGAGUGAGCAGCAGAUCAGUGUGCAGGUGGGGGGCAGCCUGACCUCCUUCACCCAGACGGGCCUGGCAGCCGGUCAGGAGUACACCGUCAGCAUGAGCGGAGAGAUGGAGGGCAGGAGGGGGGCUGAAAGGACGGCGCAGUUCGUGACCCUCAUCUCCGGUCCUACUAAUCUCAGCGUCGUCAAAACAACCUCCACUACUGCAGUGGUCCAAUGGGAGCAUUCGCAGGGUGAGAUUGACAGGUACCGUUUGACCGUCGCGCCCAGCGACGGAGAAGGAAGGAGUCAAGAGUUGACCAUCCCACCUGGUCAAGACUCCGCCCACAUUGAGCAGCUGGAGGCGGGGCGUUUGUAUGACAUCAUACUCGAAGCUGAGAAGGGCACGAGUCGGAGCAAACCAGCAACCACUCAGGUUACCCCGGGGAAGACAUUACCAAGGGUUUCCAUGGCAGCUUUGACCAUGCGAGUUACACAAGCACCUGGACAAGAUGUUGGAGACAGUCACCGUGAGGUCAACCCUUUGCCUGAGGUUAAAGCCUUUGACCAACAGAAGAGCAGAGAGGAUGGAAGUGAGGCUGACUCUUUAAUAGACAGAGCUUUUGAUGGGCCUAACAGCGACUAUACAACCUCUGUGACUGCAAGAACUAAACCUCUGCUCAACAGGAAGAAGGCAAUAAAUGGCACCAGACCAUUAUUGUACAGAAGGCCAAAUGUCUCAGGCCCUUUCCGUUUCAACACAACCAGAGUUGCGCCUGGAUGGAGAAAGGAUCCUUUGAAUAAAAACCUUGUUGGUCGGAAGAUGAAAGCACUAAUAGUACCCACAAAACCUAAACCAGAUGUCCCCACUAUAGGAGAAAGGACAGAGGCAGAGCUGAGUGUAGAGGCAUCAAGCACUGAGAGGAAGGAUGACAAGUAUCCAGCUAUGAUGUCUGGGAGUACUUCACAUACAAACAGACAAAAUAGCUCCGAGGAACCAACUGCUGCCGUCGGCUCCAAAGAGCAACCAGAUGUUGGCAUGGUUGGCAAAGGAACUGACACUGCGUUCGUGUCUCCAGAGCCAACUGGGAUUGUUCAAAGCCAAGAGAAGAAAUGUCUCAACAAAGUUAAGGUGACACACAUUAGAUUACCCCAUCGGGGCAAAGGCAGCCGGUUUAGAGAGGAUGGAACAAUACUGGAAGGAAAGACAGCGGUUUCAGAUCAAAGUUCCUUUGAAACAGACAGAAAGUCUGCAGAGACAAACAUUGCUUAUUCACAAGAUCCUUUAAAUAAACUUCUGACUGACACUUUUGAUAGUUUGAAUAUCACAACGUUUUCUGUUCACCUGUCCAAAUCACCAGACCUCUCUGCUAAUGCAGAAACAGUGAGGAAGCAGAUUAUAAGUGGACUGAAGCCAUUGUUGUCAUCAUCACUUUCAUCAAACUCCAAAUCAACGUCAAAUGCAUCACCAUUUUUACAUUCUUUGACCUCUAAAUCAUUAUCACAAUCUUCAUCAUCAUCAUCAUCAUUAGAUCAGUCUUCAGCUGCACGGUCAUCAUUGCCAUCAUCACCAUUAUCAACAUCAUCCCGAUCCUCUUUAGCUCCAUCUUCCUCAACAGCAGCACCAUCAUCAUCACUAACAAUGUUAAUCUCAUCUUCACCCUCUUCCUUACCUUUACCAUCUUCAUCAGAACCAUCAUUAUCGCUUCCUCCUUCAUCGUCCUCCCUUUCCAGCUUAGAUACAGGUUCAGUUGGAAGCAAAGAACGAGAUGUUGAUGACAGAAGAAUUGUUGCUGACGUCACAUCCCCUGAAGACAGAAAACCAUCACCUUCAGGAAAAGGUGCCGUUCCACUUUUCCAGCUCAUCCCUGGAAAAAAUGGAUAUGUACGUCGCCGACACCCAAAGUUUGGAUUGCGACAGAACAAAACCCACCCAAUCAUGAGAAUUCCUCCCCGUUCCCUUCCUCAUUUGAACCUCAUACCUAGGAGAGAGACAGAAACCAGACAUGAAUCAACAAGUGAAAUAUCAUCGUCACCUUCUUCAUCUCCUUCAGCGGAACCGUCCUCAUUUGAGGAAACUGCACCAGUGAGGGAUACCAGUGGAGACAAAAAUGGAUCAAAUACACAUGGAGACGGACAAAACCAGAAAAAGGUGCCAACAGAAAGAGAACAAAUCCCACUUCGCCGUAUUCCUCCAAAGGGGGGAUACAUGCGACGUCCAAACUUUGGAUCUCUACAGAACCGGACUCGUCCAUAUUCGAAGCGGCUGCCUCCCCCCUCUCGAUCUUUAAAGCCUGCACCAGAAACCAGGAGAGAGCAGGUGUCCUCCACUAAAUUCCCAGCCACACCAUCUCCUCUUGUUUCCAAAGAACCAUAUCCAGCUGAAGGUACAGGGCCAGUUGAAGAGGACAUUGAACAAAAAGGUCUGACAAGUAUUUCCCAUGAGUUCAAUCAGACCCUCAGAAGAAGUGGACUGCCUUCCUCCCAUCGCCAACCCACCAAAAUUGGUCACUUACGUCAGCCACAACUGAAUGCUGGACGUUUCCAAAACAUAACCCGCACAAACCUGAGACCACUCCAAAAUCCACAUAGAGGUUCCACGUCUAAGCCUUUCCCAACCAGGAAGAUAAAUGGACGUGUAACUUUUGGAGGUCAAAUUAGACCAUUAGGAGAAAAAGAUACUGAAGGGGCAAAUAAAGGUACACACAUUGAUGGCCAUGACACAACCGUCAGCACACAGAUCAAGAAACUAAAAGGGGGUGAAAAUGCUCCAAUCCAAACAACCAUAUUCAGGGAAGAAGAAACAAGCCCCCCAGAUUCAAAUUCUGACACUGGUGCAAAUAAAGAGAGAGUCAAUACUGGCAUAAAUAUUAGCGAUACAAGUGGAGGAAAACCAGCAAUCACACAAACUUCCACUGAUUCACGACUUGGAGCCCCAGAACCAGGCGCACUGCCAAAGGGACAGCCACCAACAAGGAGAAUGAUAGCACAGCAUCACACCCCGAUAAGACACUACCACAGUGGAAGCAUAAGGAAAGAGGACAAAAUAAAUAAUUCUGGGAAAAUGUUGUUCAACAGUCAACCUGACCAGACACGAAGUGUUGAUCUUAGACAAUCGAUGGGAUCAGAUGGUUCUUCUUCUGGAGUUUUGAGGGAACCUCUGGACUAUGUGGGAGUGACAAACCGGACUUCAAGUGGAUUUUCGCUCACAUGGGACUCCCCGGGAGAGAAGUACAAAAACUUUGUUGUGACAAGUAAAGAUGUUGGUAAGGAUGAAGCGCCAAAGCCGAAGAGCACUAACAUGGAUUCAGAAGACAACUCGGAGAAAGAGUUUGACAAUAAAGAGGAAGAAGCAAAGUAUGAACAAACUAAUACAUCAGAAUCAGAAAAUGGAAGAAGUAAAGAUGAAAAUAGAGUACCUGAAAGUGUUUCUGCACCAGAUCCACAGAACAGAAGCGGCACAGGAUCCAAGCCUGUUACAGGAAGUAUCACGUCCUUCAAAAAAGUUCUUCCUGGUUCAUCUCGCUUCUUCCAGUUUGAGGAUCUGCCUCCUCAGACCGAGUACACGGUGACCUUGCUUGGAAAGGGUCCCGGCCUUCUGUCCAGACUGCACAAGGUUGUCAUCAGCACAGUGCCUGACCCGCCUACAGACCUCCGGGCCGUGAACGUCACAGACACCAAGGCCUUGUUGCUGUGGCGACCAGCAUUGGCUGCUGUGGAUAAAUACGCCAUUGUUUACGGCUCUGGGACAGACGUUAAGGAAGUGGUCGUGGACGGCUCUGUGACAGAGUUCAACCUGAGCAGACUCCACCCCUCGUCCAGAUACACGGUGCAGCUCCAGACGGAGAGCGGAGGGCGGAACACCGCCCCCCUCUCCACCCACUUCACCACCGGCACCCUGAGUUUCCCCUACCCCACAGACUGCUCUCAGGAGCUGCUGAACGGCAUCCUGACGUCAGGAGAGGUGGAUAUCUUCCCUCAGGGGAGAUCUGGGCCCCCAGUGAUGGUGUACUGUGACAUGGAGACGGACGGAGGCGGCUGGACGGUGUUCCAGAGGAGGAAGGAUGGCUCUGUGGAUUUCUUCAGAGGAUGGAAGGAGUACAUUAAAGGAUUUGGGAGUCUGAGUGGAGAGUUUUGGCUGGGACUGGACAACAUCUACAACCUGACCUCCAUGACCAAGAUGACCCUGAGAGUCGACCUGCGAGACGAAGACGACGCCGCGUUCGCCAAAUACUCCACCUUCGAGCUGGUGAAGAGGAACUACAAACUCAUCGUGGGCGGAUACAGCGGCACUGCAGGGGACUCUCUCAGUUAUCACAGCCAGCGUAUCUUCUCCACCAAAGACCGGGACCUGGCGCCCUUCAUCACCCGCUGUGCCAUGUCCUACCGAGGAGGCUGGUGGUACAAGAACUGCCACGAGGCCAACCUCAACGGGGUCUACGGCAAGGACAUCAAUCACCAGGGUGUGAUCUGGACCACCCUGGGAGAAGGAAAAAGAGUUUUCCAUUUGCGUUUGCUGAGAUGA
Notothenia coriiceps (black rockcod) is the source of this 4530-nucleotide messenger RNA. Its product is annotated as mucin-5AC-like. The record is from RefSeq and is a predicted model, not a curated record. The coding region runs from base 1 to 4530 and encodes 1509 amino acids. Gene Ontology annotation, molecular function: protein binding. The transcript is spliced from 11 exons. Lineage: Eukaryota; Metazoa; Chordata; Actinopteri; Perciformes; Nototheniidae.